CCAUACUUUUUUCCACACUGGCCUUCUUCUCUGUCUCUCUCUCUCUCUCUGUUUCUGUCUCUCUGCAUUUACACACUCACUGACUCACAUACAAUCAUUCUACUCUCUCUACACAGUUUUUUUCUUCUUCUCUAUUCAUGGGUUUCUUUCUGCCAUUUCUCCUAGUUCUAAUGCUCCAAUCAAGCAAUGGUGAGUGGCCUCCUUCACCAGGUUACUGGCCAAGUAGUAGGUUCAAGUCAAUGAGCUUCUAUGCAGGGUAUAGAAAUUUAUGGGGUUCUUCACAUCAAAGUGUGGACCAAAAUGCCUUAACAAUCUGGCUUGAUAGAACCUCAGGAAGUGGGUUUAAGUCAGUGAAGCCAUUCAGAUCAGGGUACUUUGGUUCCUCCAUUAAGCUCCAUCCUGGUUACACUGCUGGAGUCAUAACAGCCUUUUAUCUGUCAAACAGUGAAGUUCAUCCAGGGUACCAUGAUGAAGUGGACAUAGAGUUUCUUGGAACAACAUUUGGGAAGCCAUACACAUUACAGACCAAUGUGUACAUAAGAGGAAGUGGAGAUGGCAAAAUCAUUGGCAGAGAAAUGAAGUUCCAUUUGUGGUUUGAUCCAACCAAAGAUUUCCAUCACUAUGCCAUCCUUUGGAGCCCCAGAGAGAUCAUAUUUCUUGUUGAUGAUGUGCCCAUAAGAAGGUACCCAAGAAAGAGUGAUGCAACAUUUCCAUUAAGGCCCAUGUCGGUUUAUGGUUCAAUAUGGGAUGCCUCAUCUUGGGCUACAGAAGAUGGAAAAUACAAAGCUGACUACAACUACCAACCAUUUGUUGCAAGAUAUAAUAACUUCAAAGCCGGUGGUUGCUCAGCCUACUCGCCAUCCUGGUGCCGCCCUGUCUCCGCCUCUCCGUUCCGGUCGGGCGGGCUGAGCAGACAACAAUACAGAGCAAUGAGAUGGGUACAAACCCACAAUUUGGUCUAUAACUAUUGUAGAGACCCCAAGAGAGACCAUUCCAAAACACCUGAAUGUUGGGGCUAAUAAAAGUGAAACUUGAAGAAGAGUGGAUUCCAAUACUUUUCUUUUCUUUUCUCUUUUUGUUUACUUGUCAAGCAAUUUUUGUUUUCUUUUUUCUUUUGGGUGGUCUCUUUGAAGGUGUGUGUUGAGAAGGAUCCUACCUACCAACAAUGUUGUGCAAAUGUAGCUGACAAAGAAGAAAAAUUGGAAAUUGUGCAAUUUCAAUUU
Molecule: messenger RNA, 1223 nt
Organism: Tripterygium wilfordii
Lineage: Eukaryota; Viridiplantae; Streptophyta; Magnoliopsida; Celastrales; Celastraceae
Product: probable xyloglucan endotransglucosylase/hydrolase protein 32
Exons: 4
Coding region: 138-1019 (293 amino acids)
Biological process (GO): xyloglucan metabolic process; cell wall biogenesis
Cellular component (GO): apoplast; cell wall
Molecular function (GO): xyloglucan:xyloglucosyl transferase activity; hydrolase activity, hydrolyzing O-glycosyl compounds
Source: RefSeq, a predicted model, not a curated record